This is a messenger RNA of Cladophialophora carrionii CBS 160.54, 1656 nucleotides long. RefSeq lists its product as uncharacterized. Gene Ontology annotation, biological process: carbohydrate transport; transmembrane transport. The coding region runs from base 1 to 1656 and encodes 551 amino acids. The record is from RefSeq and is a predicted model, not a curated record. Gene Ontology annotation, molecular function: carbohydrate:proton symporter activity. Gene Ontology annotation, cellular component: membrane. Lineage: Eukaryota; Fungi; Ascomycota; Eurotiomycetes; Chaetothyriales; Herpotrichiellaceae. The transcript has 5 exons.
AUGUUCGGAUCGAAAGACUCUAGCCUUUGGGCUAACAGGAAAUGUCUCUUCAUUUGCUGCAUUGUCUCAAUCGCUAACACGCAGUACGGCUUUGACACGGCUGCUGUUGGAGGCCUCCAAGCAAUGCCCGGAUUCUUAAAAGUGUUCGGAUACGAGGACCCUCAGAGCCCAAUCGGCUACAGCAUCGAUCCGACCUUCCAACAACUCAUCAGCUCCCUCCUCACCUUGGGCUCAUUUCUGUCCUCUCUGCUGGCAGGUUCCUUUGGUGCGUUCUUUGGCCGCAAGCACGCCAUCUGGCUGGCUUGUGUGUUGAACGCCGUCGCCGUCGCCCUUCAAAUCGCCACGACGUCCAAGGGCGCCAUCUACUUCGGCCGCCUGCUCCUGGGCAUCGCCAACGGAUUUCUCGUGACAUUUUCCAAUGUCUACACGUCCGAGGCCGCGCCGGCGCAUCUCCGCGGCGUGAUCGUCGCGCUGUUUGCCUACUGGGUCAACAUUGGCUCCAUCCUCGGCGCCACGGUCAACAACUUUACGAAGCGACGGAUGGACAAGUCGUGCUACCAAAUCCCCCUGGGCUGUCUGUACAUCGUGCCGACCAUCCUGGCCAUCGGACUGUUCUUCGUGCCCGAGAGUCCCCGGUUCUUGCUCCACCAAGGCAGAGACGCCGAGGCGAAGAGGUCCUUGAUCCAAUUGCGCGGCUCUGCCUUGACGGCCGAAGAGCUAGAAUACGAGUGGGCCGAGAUGGUACGAGGCAUGGAAGAGGAGAAGAAGACGGCCAAGAGCGUCGGCUGGAUCGACAUGUUUAGAGGCACUUCCCCCUCACUGACUGACAUAUUUUCUGCCCAAUCAGGGACCGACCUCCGCCGCACCAUCCUCUGCUACUGCAUGAUCGCCUGCCAGUCUGCGUCGGGCAUCUGGUUCCUGAUCGCCUACCAGACAUACUUCCUCCAACAAGGUGGCGUGACCAAGCCGUUCGAGUACACCAUCAUGACCAGCUGCGUCGGCUUCAUCGGCGUCAACGUCGGCAUGUUCGCCAUGCGCCAUCUGGUAGGCCGCCGCGCCAUCCUCAUUAUCGGCGCCACGGCCUGCGGCCUGUGCCAGCUGUUACCCGCCGUCACCGCCAGCGCUGGCGUCUCCCCACGGGUCCAGGCGAAUACGCUCACUGCGUUCAUCGCGCUGUUCAAGUUCUUCUACAACGGCUGCGUCGGUGGUGCUUCGUACCCCGUGGCCACCGAGGUCGUCAGUACGCGCCUGAGAGCCUGGACCGUCGGCAGCGCCACAGCGAUAGGAUACCUCCUGGCGUGGCUUGUGAGCUUCUGCUCGCCCUAUUUCAUCAAUCCCGCGGAAUUAGGCUUGGGCGCCCAAUAUGGCUACAUCUGGGCGGGCAGCAACUUCGCCUGUGUCAUAUUCUUUUUCUUUUUCAUGCCAGAAAUGAAAGGCCGCUCCCUGGAAGAACUCGACGAAAUGUUCCUGAACCGCGUGUCGGUGCGCAAUUUCCGCAAAUACGUCUGCCAUUUGCGUGAGGAUGUGGAGAACGACGUGCUAAGAGGCAAGCUUGGGGGUGGAGACGAUGAAAAGGUCGUGGCGGUGAGUCAUGCGGAGGAGGUGGAUGUCGGGACGCGUCAGAGACAGAGUCAGGAUGGAAGCAAGAAGGAUUAG